AUGGCCCCCGCGUUUCGCCCGUGCUCCCGAGCUCGCUGUCGCCAUUGUGGCAUGAACGUGGGAGCGCUUGGCGUGAAGGGCUUCGGCUGGAGCCUCCGCCUACACGAAACCAGGUGCGCGGCAACUUCAGCAGUACCCAGCAUCGAGGCGACUACGACGGGGCCUUCAGCAGCACCCACCGUCGAGGCAACUACGACGGAGCCUAUGAUGGCCGCUGGGCUUUUGCAGGCAGCGCAGCUUUUGGCGUCACAUGUGGACGUGGCAACCGAUGUCACAGUUCUUCGUAGGCCCGGGUCAGGUGAUGAAGGGCCGCUCACUUUGGCGCUGGGCCAAGGUCCCGGUGAGCCUGGCGAAAUAGUCGUGAAAGCACGGCCGGCCAGGUUGCUGCCACGGGCACCCUGCCAGCAAGCAGCCAUGAGUUUGGACAUUUUGUCCAACGAGCUCCCACUGAGCGAGCAUAUGAAUACGGACUCUGUGGUGAAUUUUCACGAAAACUUCCGCGACAUCGCGGUGCGGCACUGCGUGAAACUACAACAGCUUACGCAGCGCCUGGCAGCAAAUUUGACGUCCGGCCGCGGUCCCGCGGUGGUGGUUAAGCUAG
Molecule: messenger RNA, 601 nt
Organism: Symbiodinium sp. CCMP2456
Lineage: Eukaryota; Dinophyceae; Suessiales; Symbiodiniaceae
Source: the annotation of a GenBank genome assembly